GCUGGGUAGUAGCACCCACCAUUGACCAAGUCUAAGCGCCUGCAGCGGGAUUUGCAGUCAGCUACUAUGAUUGCACCAAAGCUCGAUACAAGCCAGACCACAGCGGUGGGCAGCCUGCCCACCAUAAAGGCAGAUAUGAAGGAUUCGGAAACACUUACUUUGAUCCUCCUGCCCUCUGAGCUACUAAUAGAAAUUCUUCGUCAUGUAGAUGGUCAAUCUAUCUCGCGGUGUUCCUCUGUCUGCCGCAAAUUGAACAGGGUGAUUGACUCCUCUACAGAGCUCCAGUAUCAUAUCGAGCUUGCUCUCGACUGCAUGCUCGAUGGCCCUCGGAGCACCGUCACCGUUGCAGAGCGUCUGGAACAACUUCGGACCCUUCGUCGUGCGUGGACCUUGUUUGAGUGGAAGAAAGAGGUUCAGGUUCCCAUGCAUGGAGGGGUAUUUGCGAAGACAUCCUCUCCAGCAGGCAUUCACAAUCAAUCCGGUCCACGGAAAUUCAUUUCCUCCUGGUUGCCAUCCUCGUCGGAUCCUGGACACACGCUGGUUCGGAAAGACAUAGGAAUCUCAACGAGAGACUUCGCUAUCGACCCAUCGCAAGAUCUUAUCGCUCUUGUGCAAUGUGAUGACGACUUCGUGAAUAAUUCUAGUUAUACGGACGUGCACAUACGCACAAUCUCCUCCAACGUCAAGCACCCCGAAGCAUCAUCUCCUGUUAUUCGCACCCUCACCCAAUCCACGAUGACCAGUGCAUUCAUACAAAUCGUGGACGAUGUGAUUGGGAUGAUGUUUUGGAUGGAAUUUGAAAAUCCUCGCAUCACAAUCUGGAACUGGAAGACGGGACAAAUACUUGUCGAUCGCGACGGCGACGACUUGCCCAGUCAUAUCAGCGACUUUUCCUUCAUCUCGAACCGUGCGUACAUGAUCACGAUCCGGACAGACGGGGGCUCGAUCCAAGUUUUUACAUUUGGGGAAAAGCAACACGAGAUCGUCCAUGUCGCGAGCCUAUCACUGCCUCCCAUGAAGUCUACCCAUUUGGUACACUGCACGAUUCAUACCGGUCCUUUUGUUGCAAGGUGUCUUCCGAACACGCCAUUCUGGACCAAUCAGGAGGAGCGGAUGUAUGUUCUAUCCGUGCAAUAUGUCCAGGUGGACAUGAAUGUCCCUAGCGCCAGGCCGAGAUUUUUUCUCUUCUUUAAGAAUAACACUCCCCUCAGAUACAUACGGAAAUACCGUGAACAAGGAGAAACAAACCCCUUGGAGGUGCCUUGGGAGGAGUGGGGCCCGCGCGAGAGCCGCAUGCUCCAUCAUCAAGUUCCAUAUCAGUGGCUAAGAUACGUCCAUGGUUAUCGAGUAGUCUUUCCGCUACAAUCCGGCAACAUGCAAGUGUUAGACUUCAAUGUACGCAAAACCAAGCGGCAUGUCUUCCCUCAGCAGCCGGACUCCAAAGCGAGUAUAGAGGUCAUUGAUUAUCCCUCGAUCAUCUUGUCGGACGGCAUUUUCUCGGGACCUGUUGAGACAAGCUUACCCUAUCGCGUUUGUCGAAGGGAUGAGCUUAAAGGUUUUUCGGGCGUGAUGAUCGAUGAACAAAGGUUGAUUGGUUUGAAGAGCCCCUCGUUCGCUGAUGGCGAUAUUAAGGACCUAUAUGUUUUCGUGUUUUGACUGCUGUCGAGCGUUAUACGCUGUGUUGUUUUGGUGCUGUUCACGAGAUAUUAGUGUUAUUCAUAAAUAUCAAUUCAUUAAACACGUAAAAGACUGUAUGGGAUGGGAUGAUCGCUCAAUAGAUGAAAUUUCAUGAAUCUCUUA
This is a messenger RNA of Suillus subalutaceus, 1800 nucleotides long. RefSeq lists its product as uncharacterized. Bases 67 to 1656 code for a protein of 529 amino acids. The transcript is spliced from 7 exons. NCBI's taxonomy places the organism in Eukaryota, Fungi, Basidiomycota, Agaricomycetes, Boletales, Suillaceae. The record is from RefSeq and is a predicted model, not a curated record. Gene Ontology annotation, molecular function: protein binding.